AUGACGGGUUUGGGAUUAACUGAUUUGCCUAAUGAAUUGCUAGCACUUAUCUUCACUUUUGUACCCAAUACACAGUUGUACAAAUUGAAGGAUAUCCCUGAAUUACGCGGUCCCGCGUUGCAAUCUAUGUAUACUAAUAUUGUUAUUACUGAAGUGAUAAAUAGUUCUGGAAUAGUUAAAAAAUUCAUGUAUCGUCCUGGAAUUAUCGAUAUGAGACACGAGAGCAUGUAUGGUGUAAUUAAAGAUAAUUGUGUUGAAGUACAAGAUGUAUUACAUUUAGAGAAGUUGGUAAAGGAAAUUCCAGAAGCAAGAAUAAAGAGAAUUCUGUUAAAACUGAGAGAAAUGCUCCAUAGAUUAUUGGCUUUAAAGCUACAAAUUAUAGAGUAUGGCAAUGUUCGAUUGUCAGUCACAUUGAAGGAUUCAGAUUUUAACUAUUUGGAAGGUCUUUCUGAAAAGAAACUAGAAGAAUUUACAAAAAAUAUUCAUUCAGUAAAAGGUCUUACUAGGAUGUCUCCUAAUAUACUUAAAGUGAUUGCAAAUUGUGACUCUAUUGUGGGCACGUUGUCUUCAGUAGAGAGAGCGACAUUUCACGACCAUGAUUUUCCCCGAUUACGCAAGUUGGAAUUAACAAAAUAUAGUAAUAGUCUUACUUUAGAUGAAUUAAAAUUAAUCCCAAGUCAAUUAUUGAAAUUCUGUGGUCGCAUUAAAAUACCGCCUAACAAUGAAGAUAAAACCAAUAUCAAACUCUGUUUACCACCAAAUUUGCAAUGGUUAAGUAUUGUGUUUGAAAGGGCUGCACCUCGCCUGCUCUUGGAUAGAAGUGCAUCAUUUGAACAUUUGCAGCACUUACAGUAUAUUAAGGUACGAAAUGCACUAGCUUUAAGUUGUAUUUUUCCCCAGAGUAUUCGUGAAAUUGAUUCAGAUGCAAGAACUGUUUUGCAAGAUCUCAGGUUAAAUUGUCCAAAAAUACGGAAACUUGAUCUUUCUCCGGUUGCAUCUCAAAUGAUUGUGAAGGAAGACCUUAUAUUUUCGGAUAGGAUUGAAGACUUGUCAUUGAGUAACAAAUAUUUUAGAGACCAGGAUAGUACUAGCAUUAAUAUCGAUGAAUUUAAACGACGAAAGAUUCUUGAACCAAAAGUUAUGUUUGGGGAAUCAAUAAAAUUAUUGAAAAUAGGCACAUGCAACGAUAGGCUGGUUCCCGUUUCUUUAAAUUUCAAUAGUAUGAAACUACCUAAAUUAGAAUAUUUUGAGGGUAGAGCACUUUCAAGUUUAAAUUUCAUUGGAAAUAUUCCUCGAUCGCUUAAAAAAGUUACUUUAACUAUUGAAAAAUAUGAUUGCAAAAUUUUGCAACAAUUGGAUGUAGUGGAGGAAUUGGAAUUUGCUAAUUGCUUUGCGUUGGAGAAUGAAAAUAAAUUUGAUGUGUCAAAUAAUUUAAAGGUGUUAUCAAUAAUAUCUUGUGGACUUAGUAGAAUCAACGUUACGGGGGGAAGACUUAAGAAAUUGGAUAUAUCAAAAAAUAAUAUAACGAUAAUUGACCAGGAUACAUUGAUUGUACCGUCUGGUUUAGAGGAAUUGAUUAUGUAUGGAAAUCGUGUUACAGAGAUCAAACCAAAUGUUAAAUGGCCCAGCAAUUUACAAAUUUUAGAUUUAAAUCAGAAUAUCUUAGAACAAGCCAAUAAUUUUCCAUAUACUUUAAAAAAAUUAUCAUUAUAUUGUAAUUACAUUCAAGAUUCAUUUGACUGGUCUUUAUUUCCUGAAGAAUUAGAGUAUUUGAAUUUAGCACGUAAUAAUUUAAAAUCGAAUAAGUUGCAUUCAUUGAAUUUUCAAAAUUUCCGUCGAUUACGAGAAAUUGAUUUAUCAGAUAAUCUACUUAUUUCAAUCAAGCCAACAAUAUUUCCAAGUGGAAAUCUUGAGUUUUUAAAUUUACGACAUAAUAGGAUUAAAAAAAUCACUGGGAAUUUUAAAGGCUUUGAAAAACUUAAAGAGAUUGAUUUGAGAGAUAAUAAAUUAGAACCAAAAUUCAGAAUUCGUAGUAAUUUAGAAAGAUUGAAACAUCCAAUUACUGAUAUAUUUAUAUAG
Messenger RNA from Candida tropicalis MYA-3404, 2079 nucleotides. RefSeq lists its product as uncharacterized. The record is from RefSeq and is a predicted model, not a curated record. NCBI's taxonomy places the organism in Eukaryota, Fungi, Ascomycota, Pichiomycetes, Serinales, Debaryomycetaceae. The transcript has a single exon. The coding region runs from base 1 to 2079 and encodes 692 amino acids. Gene Ontology annotation, molecular function: protein binding.